GAAAUACGAAACACAACAUACGCAAUGGCUCUUCUAUCAGCAGAGCACUUGGCUGGGCCAGGCUACAUUAUCCUUAACGUCCUUCGCGCCCUGAACAUCAUUGCUCUCUCUUCGGUGGUUGCGAGCAGCGUUGUAAUGCUUGUCAAGACAUUCGUCGUCUCCAAGUUCUUCUUCUUCGAUGCUACGAGCCACGUCAUUACCGCCCUUGCCGGGCUUUUCUUCAUCGUCUCGGAAUGCUCGCUCUUUCGAAACUUUUACGCGCGCAACUGGCCGCUGCUUAGCCCCUCGCACGGCUUCGUCACUCUAGGCUGUGCCAUGAUGGUGAUUGGACUCAACUUGCUCGGUAACAUGAACAAGGAGGCUACAAGCCAAAAGUCGCUCACUAUGCCAUUCUGGCGUCUACUCGUUGCUUCGGGUAUCCUCGCCUUUGUCAUUGGCUUCUUCAACGUGGUGGCUAGCUUCAUCUUCCGCGACAAGGCCCGCAACAUCACUGCGCGCAUGGUACGCUCCCGAGGCGCCAUGACGCUCCAUGAAGACCUCGAGACGCAGUCUCAGCAUACAGGAUCUUACUACGACCCUAAACACAAGGCCUUCACCAUCAGCACACACCACACCGGUAGCACGUCGUCGCGCAACAACAUGCACGGCAACACGCCCCCAAUGCGCAUGGGCACCCCGCCCGUCGACUGCGGCUCGCCCCAGAUGGCAGCAGCCCACAAGCAAACCGACACAAACCGCCUCUCUCAAUUCGACUUCAACCCCAUCCGCGCCCUGCGAACAGCGCGCCAGUCCUUCCUCCCUUCAUACCACAGCCAAUCCCCCGCCAAAUCCACCUUGUUCCCACGCCGCCCUUGCUCCUCCAUCUACUCGCGCACCACGUCGGGCGAGCCCGCCAAGAAGAAGUUCUGGCAGCGUCAGCGCGAAGAGCAGGAGCACGAGACGGCCCGCAUGCCUGAAAUCAGUUAUCCGCUCAACGUCAACCCGCAGUUUGCUCACCUCGUCAAGCCAAACCUUGCGCACCAUCCUAGCGUCAGGAGGCCAGAGGUCGAUUAUGAUACUGGCAACAAGUUUUAG
Messenger RNA from Exserohilum turcica Et28A, 1074 nucleotides. RefSeq lists its product as uncharacterized. The record is from RefSeq and is a predicted model, not a curated record. The coding region runs from base 25 to 1074 and encodes 349 amino acids. Lineage: Eukaryota; Fungi; Ascomycota; Dothideomycetes; Pleosporales; Pleosporaceae. The transcript is spliced from 2 exons.